Dendroctonus ponderosae (mountain pine beetle) is the source of this 2275-nucleotide messenger RNA. RefSeq names its product tubulin beta chain (gene betaTub60D). Gene Ontology annotation, molecular function: structural constituent of cytoskeleton; GTP binding; GTPase activity. Gene Ontology annotation, cellular component: microtubule; cytoplasm. Lineage: Eukaryota; Metazoa; Arthropoda; Insecta; Coleoptera; Curculionidae. The transcript has 6 exons. The coding region runs from base 112 to 1476 and encodes 454 amino acids. Gene Ontology annotation, biological process: microtubule cytoskeleton organization; mitotic cell cycle. The record is from RefSeq and is a predicted model, not a curated record.
GCUGGCGACACUUCUCCUGCCUUUUCCCCUUUUCUGCCAUCACCAGUUCGCUUCCAACCAUCGAGCUUAAUAGAAGUAGCAUUUCCGAUUUUGCAAAAAAAUCCCAUAAGCAUGAGGGAAAUUGUUCAUUUACAAGCCGGCCAAUGUGGAAACCAAGUUGGAGCCAAAUUUUGGGAGGUGAUUUCUGAGGAACAUGGAAUCGAUCCCAGUGGCGUCUAUGUGGGGGACAGCGAUUUGCAAUUGGAAAGAAUCAGCGUUUACUAUAACGAAGCCACUGUUGCCUCGAGUACAAAUGGAGGAAAAUACGUGCCCCGAGCCAUUUUACUGGACUUGGAGCCGGGCACAAUGGACUCAAUUCGCUCAGGCCGAUGCGGAAAACUCUUCAGACCCGACAAUUUCGUCUUUGGCCAAUCAGGCGCCGGCAACAAUUGGGCCAAAGGCCACUACACAGAGGGCGCUGAGCUUGUGGACGCUGUCUUAGACGUGGUGCGAAAAGAAGCUGAGAAUUGCGACUGUUUGCAAGGCUUCCAGCUGACGCACUCGCUGGGAGGCGGAACCGGCUCCGGCAUGGGCACCUUGCUGAUAUCGAAAAUCCGCGAAGAGUACCCAGAUAGGAUCAUGAACACGUACUCCAUAAUGCCCAGCCCCAAAGUGUCCGACACUGUGGUGGAACCCUACAAUGCCACGUUGUCCGUGCACCAACUGGUGGAAAACACCGAUGAGACCUACUGUAUCGACAACGAGGCGCUUUACGACAUCUGCUUCAGAACCCUCAAGGUGCCCAAUCCCAGCUACGGCGACUUGAACCACUUGGUUUCGCUCACCAUGUCAGGAGUGACCACUUGUCUGAGGUUCCCCGGCCAAUUGAACGCGGACCUCCGCAAGCUGGCCGUCAACAUGGUACCAUUUCCGCGUCUUCAUUUCUUCAUGCCUGGAUUUGCGCCGUUGACGUCGCGAGGCAAUCAGCAGUACCGCGCCCUCACUGUUCCAGAACUCACCCAGCAAAUGUUCGAUGCGAAGAACAUGAUGGCCGCCUGCGACCCUCGACAUGGUCGCUAUCUGACGGUGGCUGCCGUCUUCAGGGGCCGCAUGUCCAUGAAAGAGGUGGAUGAGCAGAUGCUGGCCAUCCAGAACAAGAACAGCAGCUACUUUGUCGAAUGGAUUCCCAAUAAUGUGAAAACGGCCGUCUGCGACAUUCCCCCAGUUGGUCUCAAGAUGUCUUCGACCUUCAUCGGUAACACCACCGCCAUUCAGGAGCUGUUCAAGCGAAUCUCCGAGCAGUUUGCAGCGAUGUUUCGCAGGAAGGCGUUCCUGCAUUGGUACACCGGCGAAGGCAUGGACGAAAUGGAGUUUACUGAAGCUGAGUCCAACAUGAACGACUUGGUGUCCGAGUAUCAGCAGUACCAAGAAGCUACUGCCGAAGACGACUAUGAAGCUGAAGAGGAACCUGCUGGCGACGAUUUCAAUUGUCAGUAGAUUUUCACCGAAAAAGCAUGUGUACAGUGAGUAGUACUCAGAAGUAACGUCUAAAAUCGGGCAAAAUUCAGUUUAUUCAAUAAGAUCUCCUUCGGAAACAUAAAAAAUCACGACUUCAUUUAUGCCCGGUUUCUCAACAUUUGCCCUCAUUGGUUCCAUAACUAUGUAGUGGAUAAAGACCAUAGAUAAAGACGAGUAUAGAUUACCAACUCUCUCGCACAAUGGGGAAACAAUGUCUAUCCUACCGCCAUCUAUUAUGAAUCUAGACACAACUGCGCCACGUCCUUUUUGCGGGGUUUGCGUCUCUGCUGCUACUCUUCAGGGUUUGCAUCCUUGCUAUUGUCGGCCUACCCAUUACUUAAAUUGGAAUUAAGAUAUCUUUAAUAUUCAGUUUCAUAUAUUUGUACAGAGGCAAGACAUGUUUCUGAUUUAUAAACAAAUAUAUCAAAUUGAAAAUAAACAUGCUCCUAAUCUCAAUUAAAGUACUGGGUGGUGUUUGGAUAGGUUGAUAAUAAAAACUUCAUAAGCAUUUUCAAUUUUUUAGUGCAGUAAAUAAAUAGGCGAAACGCCAAGUACCAUUAAUUUGUGAAAAGUGUUUUAUGCAAACAACAAACCUUUGAUUAAAAAGCAAAAUGAGCACGUUAUGAAUCAAGGUUUAAGAAAAUAAACGAAUAAUUCAGUGUAACAACUAAUGAAUUAAUUAAUUCAGUGCAUUCAAUACUUUUAGAAUGUGAUAAUACAAAUAUAGGACAAACUAAACGAUAUUUAAAAAGAGAAUGUACGAACAUAAAUACAACAA